This is a messenger RNA of Oryzias melastigma (Indian medaka), 5488 nucleotides long. RefSeq names its product adhesion G protein-coupled receptor B1a (gene adgrb1a). Lineage: Eukaryota; Metazoa; Chordata; Actinopteri; Beloniformes; Adrianichthyidae. Gene Ontology annotation, biological process: negative regulation of angiogenesis; cell surface receptor signaling pathway; G protein-coupled receptor signaling pathway. The record is from RefSeq and is a predicted model, not a curated record. Bases 1 to 4044 code for a protein of 1347 amino acids. The transcript is spliced from 31 exons. Gene Ontology annotation, cellular component: membrane. Gene Ontology annotation, molecular function: G protein-coupled receptor activity.
AUGUCAUUCUCCAUGUACAAGCGCUUGCAAAGCCUCAGUUUGGCCGAUCGAGGUGGCUGGAGCGCGUGGAGCUCGUGGGCGCAGUGCAGCAGCGAGUGCGGAGGCGGGAUCCAAACCAGGACUCGGACCUGCCAGUCUCCUCCAGACGAGUGGUUUCUGUGUGAGGGCGUCGUGGAGGAGGGCCGGCCCUGCAACUCCCACUCCUGCACAGGCAAAGGUCUCCAUCUGUCCCGCAGUCAGUCGCUGCGCUCGGUGGACAGCCACAAGCGGGAUGAUGUGGACAAGCCCCGCGGCGGACAGAAGAGCCCUCAGACAGUAGAGUCAGUUUCAGGUGAGGAGUGGACAGCGUGGAGUGUCUGCUCUGCCACGUGUGGGGAGGGCUGGCAGAGCCGCACGCGUUUCUGCGUGUCCUCCUCCUACAGCACACAGUGCAGCGGGCCGCUGCGAGAGCAGAGACCCUGCAACAAUUCUUCCGUUUGUCCAGUGCAUGGCGCGUGGGACGACUGGACGCCUUGGAGCUUGUGCUCAUCCACCUGUGGCCGAGGUUACAGGUACCGCACGCGGACCUGCACCCCCCCGCAGUUUGGUGGGGACCCCUGUGAAGGGCCAGAGAAACAGACCAAGUUCUGCAACAUAGCUGUCUGUCCAGUGGAUGGAUCAUGGAACGAGUGGUCCAGCUGGAGCUUCUGCUCUGCUACCUGUUCCAACGGGACCAUGAAGAGGACCCGGCAGUGCAACGCUCCCUCGUACGGAGGCUCUGAGUGCAGAGGAGAGUGGCUGGAGACCAUCGACUGCUAUCUCGGGGAGUGUCCAGUGGACGGUAAAUGGCAGCCUUGGUCCUUGUGGUCAAGUUGCACUAAGACUUGUGGUGGAGGGAGGCAGCAGAGAAACAGGAUCUGCUACGGCCCCUUCUUUGGAGGACAGGCGUGUCCUGGAGAACGAGAAGAGGUCCGCACCUGUAACGAAAAGAGGUGUCCAGAACCCCAUGAAAUCUGCAGUGAAGAUAAUUUUUCCAACGUUGUGUGGAAGAUGACUCCUGCCGGGGAAACCGCAGCAGUCCGCUGUCCCCCCAACGCCGUGGGUCUCAUCCUCCGCCGCUGCACCCUGGAUGAGGAGGGCAUUGCCUACUGGGAGAAUCCAACGUAUAUGAAGUGCAUCUCCAACGACUAUCGCAGUAUACAAACCUUGACUCGAGAACACCUGUCCAAAGCGCAGCGCGGCCUGGCAGGAGAGGGCGUGUCAGAAGUCAUGACCAAGCUGAAGGUCAUUUCCAGCGACGGAACCAGCUACAGCGGAGAUUUGCUGGCCAUCCUGGACGUGCUGAAGAACAUGACGGAGAUCUUCAGGAGGGCGUACUACAGCCCCAGCAGCGCGGAUAUGAGGAACUUUGUGCAGUCGGUCAGCAAUCUGCUGAUGGAGGAGAACAGGGAGAGAUGGGAGGAGGCACAGCUGCUGGGGCCCAGCAUCAAAGAGCUGUUCCGGCUGCUGGAGGACUUUGUGGAUGUCAUUGGCCUCAGGAUGAAAGACUUUCAAGACAUGUAUGAAGUCACCGAUAACCUGGUUUUGAGCAUUCACAAGCGGCCUGUGAUGGGUCACGCAGACAUCACCUUCCCCAUGAAGGGCUGGAGGGGCAACGUGGACUGGGCCCGGAGCUCCGAGGACAGAGCCAACAUCCCGAAGAACAUCUUAUCCACAGGAAAGCCAGAUGCAGACGACUCCUCCACCUUUGUGACCGGCAUCGUUCUGUACAGAAACCUGGGCAGCAUUGUGUCUCUGCAGAGAAAUGCGACUGUCCUGAACUCCAGAGUUCUGUCCGUCUCCAUCAAGCCCAGCCCUGCUUCCCUCACAGCUCCUGUUGUGGUGGAAUUCUCUCACCUUUACAACGGGACUUCCAACCAAACCUGCAUAUCCUGGGACGAGAGUGACAGCUCCUCUCUGCUCGGAUCCUGGUCUGCCAAAGGCUGCAAAGCCGUGCUUGUCGACUCAUUCCGAACCAAGUGCGUGUGUGACAGACUGUCCACCUUCGCCAUUUUAGCACGGCUAAAUCCAGAGAUGAACAUGGAUAAGAGUCAGCUCCCAUCUGUGACCCUGAUCGUGGGUUGUGGAGUAUCCUCCCUCACACUGCUGUUGCUCAUCAUCAUUUAUGUGUCUGUCUGGAGGUAUAUUCGGUCCGAGCGCUCUGUGAUCCUCAUUAACUUCUGCCUCUCCAUCAUCUCCUCCAAUGCCUUGAUUCUGAUUGGACAGACUCAGACAAGGAAUAAGGUCUUGUGCACCCUGAUCGCUGCAUUUCUUCAUUUCUUCUUCCUGUCUUCAUUCUGCUGGGUCCUGACAGAGGCAUGGCAGUCAUACAUGGCUGUAACGGGCCGCCUCAGAAACCGUAUCAUACGCAAGCGUUUCCUAUGUCUUGGCUGGGGUCUUCCUGCUCUUGUAGUAGCAAUUUCAGUGGGUUUCACCAAAGCCAAAGGAUAUGGAACACCGAGCUACUGUUGGCUGUCUUUGGAAGGAGGUCUUCUCUAUGCAUUUGUUGGACCUGCUGCAGCUGUAGUCUUGGUUAACAUGGUUAUUGGGAUUCUCGUUUUUAACAAACUGGUGUCCAAAGACGGCAUAACUGAUAUGAAACUAAAGGAGAGGGCGGGGGCUGUCCAGUCAGGAACACAUCAGUCUCAGAAGCCCCCUCCCAUCUCACCAGUGAUUGGGGCGUCGCUGUGGAGCUCUUGUGUGGUUCUGCCGCUCUUGGCUCUCACAUGGAUGUCAGCCGUCCUGGCCAUCACCGACAGACGCUCGGCGCUCUUCCAGAUCCUGUUCGCCGUCUUUGACUCGCUCGAAGGCUUUGUCAUUGUCAUGGUUCACUGCAUCCUGCGCAGAGAGGUUCAAGAGGCAGUGAAGUGUCGCGUGGUCGACCGGCAUGAAGACACUAACGGCGAUUCAGGAGGGUCUUUUCAAAACGGCCAUGCUCAGCUCAUGACUGACUUCGAGAAGGACGUGGACAUGGCUUGCAGAUCAGGUACCACAAAGCGCUCUUCCCUGCAGGGGGAGGACAAGGCCUCGUCUGGAACCCUCAACCUCCAGAAGAACGCUAACUUUAACACCAUGCCAGCCAACAUGGCAAAGGUUCACCUCCAGAUUGUGGCUGACUACACCAGCCACACUCUGACGCUACGCAGGGAAAAGGGCGCCACCAAGGGAAUCAGCACCGAGCUUCCAGGUGCGAAGUCCGUCUACGUCCACGAAGGUGAGCUCCUGAAGCAACUGGACGGAGAUCUACCUCGAGGAACUGGUGAGGGCAGCAACAGCGAGGGCAAAGGCCCGGGAUACAUCAUUCUGCCAACAAACAACACGGGCACCUUGAAACCAGCAAAAGGCAAAGAAGAUCAGUCUGCCAAGUACAAUGCUGAGCAGCUUCCUCAGACCCGGCUGAUACAUCUGGCAAACCCUGCGGUUGUUGAACCCGUUCCUGGCUUUGGGAUAAAGAGCCUGCCUGCCGACCAGGUCAGUGUGUCCUGCUCUGACAGAGACUCACCUGCACACAACCUGCAGGGCAAGCCCAGGGAGCCGCAGCUGAGCAGUUUGUGUGAUGGAGGGCAGUCUGGAAGCUCUGGGGGGAUGUCCAAAGGGGAGACCGUCUCCACUCUGUCCAUGAGCUCUCUGGAGAGACGAAAAUCCCGAUAUGCAGAGCUUGACUUUGAGAAAAUAAUGCACACCCGGAAACGCCACCAGGACAUGUUUCAGGACCUGAACAGGAAGAUUCACAGUGCAGACAAGGAUAGAGAAUCUCCACCUGUUGAUGCCAAAGCUUCCAAAAGAUGGAGUGUGUCCUCUGCCAGCAGCGACAAGACCAACAUGAGUCAGGACAAGCAAUCAACCCCCAGUAAAAGAGCAUGGGAGGGCAUUCGUAAGGCACAUUCUCCCCCAUCCUGGGUAAGGAAAGACCUGGAAACUGUGGCAGCGUCCCCCCUGGACCGGCAGACAGUGGAGUGGGAAAAGACGGGAGCCACCAUUCCGCUGGUGGGCCAAGAGAUCAUGGACCUGCAGACAGAGGUGUGAGCCCAGCUUUGCUGCCACACCUUGCAUCGCCUGUUUCUUCCAGUGCUACCAGAAAAACUAAUACACUUCACACAUACCGUCCUGCUCUGUACAAAGGCUGGAUGAAAGGAACAAGGAGCGACUAUGAGGGCUUAGAGGAGAGUCACAGCAUUCAAAAAACAAGACAUACAGGAGGGUGAAAACAUGGCAUCUCUUUUGACAAUUUGUCAUUUUGUCAACGAAAUACUGCUCAUCUUCCUGUAUAAGAUCUGCUGGCAUGUGAGGGACGCAGCUGUCAGUUUGAGGAUGACGCCACUAUGUGUGCAUCAUACUGUGCUGAAGGUACAGCACAGGUAAUGAUUCAGUUUCCCAUCCUGUAUUGAGUUGUUGCAGUGUAACAAUCAUGAAUGUUUUCUCUGCUUCCCCAAUGAGGGCAUUGUUGCAUUACUGCUCAGACCUGUGUCUCCAGAGGAGCACUGAACACAGCUCAGAUGGCCUCAGACCUUCACCGUUUGCAGCAUAUGUGUCAGUGAAGACAAGCUCCGCUUUGAGCUCACAGAACACCAAAUACAAGCCACCGCUCUGUCUCAGUUAUGGGACAUGACCAGCCCUGCAGUGAUCAAUAAAGGAUCAUGGAGACUGGGAAAAAACCUAAAGGAUCAUGGAUGAACUUCAUUGUAAGCUUCCUUGUCAUUUAAGGACAGCUGACAUGGUGUAGUAGGAGGAAAGUGCUCUCCACUUUUCUCUCAUGUCCACAGCCAUCCCACAGAAGGAGCGUGGAUGCCAGAGCACCCUAGAGGAGCCACAGUCCACUGACGCAUGCUGUCAGAUCCUAAGGGAAAGCGGAACUGAGGUGGGCGUCUUUAUAAAAUGUUCAGGAAAAAUCUUCAAGUUUCUAAUGCAGAAUCAUGUAAGCAGAGUAAAUGUCAGGUUGUGUCAUGAGGAUUGAAGGUUAUAUAUAUUUAAGACAAAGCCGGCAUGCAGGUGGUCGCACACUGGAAAGCACAAGGCUCACGUGGAGUCCUGAUGUACAGCAUUGUAAUUAUUUCAACAGAGUUCUACAGAAUUGAUUUUAGCCUAUGAGUAUCUUUCUUACCUGUGCUUGGAGAUAGCUGUUAUCAUUAAGAUGAAUAUGACCAUGAUUAUUCUGCUACUGAUCCUCCCUUUGUCCUUCAAGGUUCAGGAUGAGACAAGUGUUGUGUAAAACCAUGUAACAGUGUGUGUUUUGAUAUCACCAGUCACUUCUUCUGAUGUGUUUUUGUCCAAACCGUGGCUGCUGACCCGGGUCCCAGCUUCCCUCCACUACUGGUUUAUGCCCUGCCUUUACAUACACAAGCCCCGCCCACCUGCCCACCCGCCCGCCCUCCCUUUUAUAUGUUACAGGGGUUGCCUUUUUGUUAAUGUACAGUUUUCAGAGCACAAAAUGAAUGUGUCUUAUUUCUAAUAAAACCCUAUAUACAUGGCA